AUGUCUCUCACACUCUUCCCUCCCUUCACUCUCUCUCCUCGCUGGUGCACCCGAAAAGAAGAGGAAAACAAAAUGACAAGCCCUUCUCUCUGUCUCCUCUUCCUCUUCUCUCUCCUAACCCCAGCCCUCAUUUCAUCUUCCUCUGUUCAGGACCCUGAACUUGUAGUACAAGAAGUACAUAGGGCCAUUAAUGCCUCUAGGAGGAACUUGGGCUAUCUCUCUUGUGGAACUGGCAACCCCAUUGAUGAUUGCUGGAGGUGUGACCCCAAUUGGGAGAAGAACCGUCAAAGGCUAGCGGAUUGUGGAAUUGGGUUUGGAAAGAAUGCCAUUGGUGGAAGAGAUGGUAAAAUUUAUGUGGUCACAGACUCUGGUAAUGAUGACCCUGUGAACCCUAAGCCAGGGACUCUCAGGCACGCUGUAAUUCAGGAUGAGCCAUUGUGGAUCAUUUUCGCUCGGGACAUGACGAUUCAAUUGAAGGAAGAAUUGAUCAUGAACUCGUUCAAGACUAUUGAUGGUAGAGGCGCUAGCGUCCAUAUUGCAGGCGGUCCAUGCAUUACUAUACAAUUUGUGACCAACAUUAUUAUUCAUGGACUACACAUACAUGAUUGCAAGAAAGGAGGGAAUGCUAUGGUGAGAGACUCCCCACGGCACUUCGGAUGGAGGACUAUAUCAGAUGGUGAUGGUGUGUCCAUCUUCGGUGGUACUCACAUCUGGGUGGACCAUAAUUCAUUGUCAAAUUGUGACGAUGGACUCGUUGAUGCAAUCCAUGGGUCCUCAGCUAUCACCAUUUCAAACAAUUACAUGACCCACCAUGAUAAAGUCAUGCUUUUGGGGCACAGUGAUUCCUAUACUCAAGACAAGAACAUGCAAGUUACCAUAGCCUUUAAUCACUUUGGAGAAGGGCUUGUCCAAAGAAUGCCAAGAUGCAGACAUGGGUAUUUCCAUGUGGUCAACAACGACUACACCCAUUGGGAGAUGUAUGCCAUUGGAGGGAGUGCUGACCCAACCAUCAAUAGCCAAGGAAAUAGAUUUGUUGCACCUGACAUCAGGUUCAGUAAAGAGGUAACAAAACAUGAAGAUGCACCAGAAAGUGAAUGGAAGAAUUGGAAUUGGAGGUCCGAAGGAGACCUACUGGUGAAUGGUGCAUUUUUCACAGCAUCUGGUGCUGGUGCUUCUUCAAGCUAUGCUAGGGCAUCAAGCUUGGGUGCGCGACCAUCUUCACUUGUCGGUCCGAUGACAAUAGGGGCCGGUGCACUUGGGUGCAAGAAAGGGGCUCGUUGCUGA
Messenger RNA from Dovyalis caffra, 1284 nucleotides. The record is from the annotation of a GenBank genome assembly. Lineage: Eukaryota; Viridiplantae; Streptophyta; Magnoliopsida; Malpighiales; Salicaceae.